This is a messenger RNA of Aspergillus japonicus CBS 114.51, 1451 nucleotides long. Its product is annotated as zinc-binding alcohol dehydrogenase family protein. The transcript has a single exon. Gene Ontology annotation, molecular function: oxidoreductase activity, acting on NAD(P)H. Bases 499 to 1350 code for a protein of 283 amino acids. The record is from RefSeq and is a predicted model, not a curated record. Lineage: Eukaryota; Fungi; Ascomycota; Eurotiomycetes; Eurotiales; Aspergillaceae.
GGCGCAUAUAUAGAUUACCUCAUUCAUCGUAUGUAUACAAGAUUCAUCCUCGCACUUCAGUAUUUUUUCAGUAUCCAUCCCGCUACGCCCCUCAAUCCAAAAUAAUGGCAUCCUUAAUCAACCAAGCUGCAUGGCAACCCAAGGCCCGAACAAGAUCCCUCCAGGUCGGCCCGGGACCAACUCCCAGCCCUAAUGAGCAUGAGAUUGUCAUCAAAGUAGCCUAUGCGGCGGUCAAUCCGACCGAUUGGAAGGUGAGCAAAACGCCCUUGAAAGAAGAUAGGUGUUUUCACAGGCCAGCAAUACUGAAGCGAGUUUGACUAUGCAGAUGCAAGACACACCAUACUUUGAGCUCGAGUAUCCAUUUAUCUGGGGCACUGAUGUUGCAGGGACCAUUGUGCAGCUUGGCUCCGAGGUGACGCAAUUCAAAGUCGGGCAGAGAGUAAUCGGGUGGGUUCAACCUAACGCUCUCUUCUUGAACUCAAACAUAGAGAGCAGUGAAUGAAUACUAAACCAAUCGAAAAAAGGCACUGUGACUCGUUACUCACGCGCAAAGUCACAAACGCGGGCUUCCAGCUUUACACCACCGUCCGCGAGAUUCUCGUCGCCGAAAUCCCGGACUCCCUGCCGCUAGCCAAUGCGGCCGUGCUGCCUCUGUCAGUGUCCACCGCCGCCAGUGCUCUCUACGUGCAGCUGGACCUUCCUUUCCCUUCUCUAAGUCCUAAGAGUACGGGUAAGCGCAUUGUGAUCUGGGGUGGCAGUUCAUCGGUUGGAAGUUCGGCUAUUCAACUGGCGGUCGCAUCGGGACUCGAAGUGGUGGCGACUGCUAGUCAGGCCAACCACGAUCUUGUCCGGAGUCUCGGCGCCUCGCAGGUCUUCGAUCAUCGGGCGCCCAGCGUGAUUGACCAGAUGGCGAGUGUCUUGCAACCAGGUGAUUAUGUUGUGGAUUGCAUCGGAAGUCCAGACACUCAGGCGAAAUGUGGUGAGCUCGUGGGUAGGAUAGGCGGAGGAACGCUCCCGGUGAUGUUAUGGCCGCAGGGUGGGCUGCCGCAGAACGUGAGGGCAGUCUUUGGUGAGUCUGAUAAUUUUCUAUUUGCAUCAUCAAAACCAGUAUGUAUGCUAACGGAUAUUCUGCAAGUGAACGGUCUGGAUCCGGGAAUGGUGAAUCUGGACGUGGGCAAUGCAGUGUGGCGAAAGUUCAUUCCUGAAGCCUUGGCAGCGGGGAAGUUCCAGGCAAAGCCGGAUCCUCGUAUCGUGCCUGGUGGGCUGGAGAAGGUUCAAGAAGGAAUCGAUAUGUUGCGCCAGGGGGUGUCGGCUCAGAAGAUCGUGAUUGAGAUCUCCCGGAGUGAAUAGAUCUGCCAUGCCGUUGUGACGUUUGUAUUGCCUAGAAUAGAUCCUGAGUAUUGUCAAUACUCCUGAGAAGUCAAAAGAAGCAGCGCAUGCAUCCGUUGACA